Messenger RNA from Anas platyrhynchos (mallard), 660 nucleotides. Lineage: Eukaryota; Metazoa; Chordata; Aves; Anseriformes; Anatidae. The record is from RefSeq and is a predicted model, not a curated record.
CCGGAAGCGUUUCCCGGCGCUGCUUCCGGCCAGCUCAGCUCACUCCGCACCUCAACAUGUCGGGCGCGGCGGGGUCGGGCGCGGGCGGCGCGGGGUCCGCGGGCUCGGUGGGCUCGGUGGUGCGGCGCUUCCUGGCCGAGUACGGCAGCGGCACGCCGAGUCGCCUCAAGGUGCUGGACGCCUACCUGCUCUACGUGCUGCUCACCGGCGCGCUGCAGUUCGGCUACUGCCUCGGCGUCGGCACCUUCCCCUUCAACUCCUUCCUCAGCGGCUUCAUCUCCGCCGUCGGCAGCUUCAUCCUCGGCGUUUGCCUCCGGAUCCAGAUAAACCCGCAGAACAAAGGCGAGUUCCAAGGCAUUUCUACAGAGAGGGCAUUCGCCGACUUCCUCUUUGCCAACACUAUCCUGCAUCUUGUCGUUAUUAAUUUUGUUGGCUGAACUCUUGAAGAGACUGUAAGGUCUCGAAUUCCUCUGGGGUUCUGAUGUUAAAACCUGUCAUGGGGAAGUGUUGUUCCCCAUCAGACUUGUAACUGCUUCCAUGGUGAGGAAGGGGAAGCAGGGAGUAAAGUUUUUGCUACAGACUGUCCUAUGGAAGGGUCUACUGCCUCAUUUCAGUUGCUGUAAUCGUUUAUUUCAAUAAAGCCCUUCAUAGUACUGCACA